CAUGUCCUCUCUCUUAACUCUCAAGAUUUUUUGAUGCAUCAAAAUACAAUAGAAGAAAGAAAUUUGAUAUGCGCAAUACUUUUGAUCUUCUGCAAUUCCUUCUUUGCAUAUCUUGACGUCGUCAAUGGAGAUCCUAAACAGGUAAGUUUUUUUUUAUUUUUGCUUGGUUGUUUAGUUGUUGAUAGAAAGUAGAAACUUCAGUUCCUGUCAUAUUGGUAUUUUGAGGUUGAUGUCCAAAAGUGAUACUUCAGUUGCUGUUUUUAAAGUUCAAGUGGGGUUAUUUUUCUGUUUUUGAAUUCUGGAAGUCCAUGUUAGUCUAUUGAUUCUGCAUUACGUGGUUGUUGGGGUUUCUUGAGAGAUGUUUGUUUUGCAAGUGAGGUUUGGUUUGAAUAUGGCUAGUCUUGUGUUUUUUUUUUUUUUUACCUGAUUUGGUGAGUUUGGUGAAGAAAAAGUAAAAUGAGUGACAGAGAAGAAACUAAGAGAGAAUCCUUUUGGACAAUUUGUUGAAUCUUGACAAUGCAGUGUAGUAUUUAAAGACCACAUGAAAUAGUAGUUGAGUCAUUUCACCGGGAAUUUGAGGGCUAGGGCUUGAUUUGGCAAUGUCUCAAGUAGAUGGCAUUGACAAUCUUGUAGCUUCCAGGAUAGUGUUGAAGACCAGUAUAGAGAAUUCAAGAGCUCUUGCCUCUGCUUUUGACAGUACAGGCCAAAGAUUGGAGGGGAUGAAACAAAGAUUACCAUCUCUGGAAGCCGCUGUUAGACAUGUCCCCAGGAAAAAGUGCACAUUUGUUGCAAUUAGAGAGCAUAUUGAUCGUGCCAUUGGCCCUGCCGCAGCGGUGCUAAAGGUGUAUGAUAUCAUUCAAGAGCUCCAGAAGUCACUAUUGUCUCACCCGUGUUCUGAUCUUUCAACUUACCUGCUAAUGGUGAAACAGCUUGAGGAAUCAUUGAAAUUUCUGGCUGACAACUGCAGGCUAGCAAUUCAGUGGCUGGAGGCUAUUCUUGAGUUCCUGGAAGAUAAUGCAGUUCAUGAUGAUCUUUACAUCUCGAACGUCAACAAGUCAUUGAGCAUCCUGCAAGAGUUGCAAGCCACUGACAAACAUGCUCGGCUCGGUGGGGGGAUUCUCUGUGCUGCAUUGCACAAACUUGAAAUUGAAUUCAAGCAGAUUCUUGUGGAGAACCGCAUUUGUGGUGUUUUGGAUUCUUUCUCAUCUUCUAUUAGAAAUCAAGCCUCCAUUGCUCCAUCUCCUCUGCCAGUGGCUGUUAUACAGAAGCUUCAGGCUAUUGUUGAGAGGCUAGAUGCAGAUAAUAGGCUUGAGAAAUGCAUUUCGACUUAUGUUGAAGUUCGGUGUCUGAAUACCAUGAGAAGUUUUCAAGCUCUUGACUUGGAUUACCUCAACCAGUCAUUCAACGAAUUUGAUGAUGUGCAAGAUGUUGAGUGUUACGUUGAUCAAUGGUGCAAGCAUUUGCAGUUGGCUGUAAAGCAAGUUUUUGAAACUGAAUAUAAGCUUUGCAGUAAUGUGUUUGAGAAGAAUGGACCAGAAGUUUGGAUGGAUUGCUUCGCAAAAAUCGUUACACAAUCUGGAAUUCUUUCUUUCCUCCGCUUUGGAAAGAAGAUUACAGAGUGUAAGAAUGAUCCAGUCAAGCUCAUGAAGCUACUGGACAUUUUUGCGACGUUAGACAAUCUGAGAGUGGAUUUCAACAGACUUUUUGGAGGGUCAGCAUGCUUUGAAAUCCAGACUAUGACUAGGGAUCUCCUCAAGGGAGUUGUUAAUGGAGCUUGUGAGAUUUUCUGGGAACUUCCGAUCCAAGUGGAGCUGCAAAGGCGAAUCUCACCUCCUUUAGAUGGCAGUGUUCCAAGGCUAGUAAGCUUUGUAACCGAUUACUGUAAUCAUCUACUAGGGGAUGAUUAUAGGCCACUAUUGACUCAGAUUCUGACAAUUCAACAGAGUUGGAAACAAGAGAAGUGCCAAGAGGAACUCGUUACCAACCAGAUUUAUUACAUAAUAAAGCAGAUUGGUCUAAACUUGGAUGCAUGGUCAAAAGCCCACUAUGAUCUCACACUGUCCUACCUUUUCAUGAUGAAUAACCAUUGUCAUUUUUGCAGCUUGAAAGGGACAAAUCUUGGAGGUUUGAUGGGAGAUUCUUGGUUGAAAGCUCAUGAACAGUACAGGGACUAUUACAUGACUCUUUACCUGAGAGAAAGCUGGGGAAAAAUAUUUGCUUCUCUUAGCCAAGAGAGGGGAAUUGUGGGGGAUUUGGUCAAGAAGAGACUGAAGUCAUUCAAUGAGGAGUUUGAUCACAUGUACCAGAAGCAAUCCAAUUGGGUUGUUCCCUGCGAAGACUUAAGGCUGAAGAUGUGUAAAAUUGUUGUCCAGGCUUAUGUACCUGUUUACAGGAGCUACUUGCAGGACUAUGGAUUCCAGGCUGAAACUGAUGCUAGUCCCAGCAGACAUGUGAAAUACACUACACAAGGUUUGGAAGCCAUGCUCAGCUCUCUCUUUCAGCCAAAGCUAAACAAGUCUGGCAGCACCAAACACAACCGUUUGAUUGGUAAAAUAAAAGACAUCGUGACAGAUAACUUUCGCUUGACACUAAUGGCUGUAUAAAGCGUGCAAGGUUCUUACAGUUGCCUCUUCUCUCAGUUAUCUACUGGCUAGCUUCUUCUUCUUCCUUUUUAAUUUCUCCUAGAAAUUCUAGCUCCUGUCUUGUGUAUGUUUGUUCAUCUGCCAAAUGAAAACACAUCGCUUGGUGGUUGAGGUCCUCUGGCAAGUUGCAAUUGAAAGAUGAAGUUUGCUUGUAUCGGCUUGUACCGAUACAGUUUGGUGGGGAAGUUGUAUUCUUGCUGUUUGUAACUUUCUGGUUAAGAAUGAUGACGAUGGAAU
Molecule: messenger RNA, 2879 nt
Organism: Populus nigra (black poplar)
Lineage: Eukaryota; Viridiplantae; Streptophyta; Magnoliopsida; Malpighiales; Salicaceae
Product: exocyst complex component EXO70A1-like
Exons: 1
Coding region: 600-2603 (667 amino acids)
Biological process (GO): exocytosis
Cellular component (GO): exocyst
Molecular function (GO): phosphatidylinositol-4,5-bisphosphate binding
Source: RefSeq, a predicted model, not a curated record